AUGAAAGGCGGAAUCGCAUUGGUCGACCCAAUUUAGAUCCUUUCCGUCUCUCCCUGCAAAAAUUGCGAAAAGAAAAAAAAUUAAAAUAAGGGGUUUUCACCUGAUUUUUGGGGUUCUUCUGGUUAUCCAGGUGUUCGCGAAAAAUUUUUAAACCUUGCGACCGUUGCGACCAGUUCUGAGCGACUGUUCUAACCUCUGAAUCACUCCAAAAUGGCUUCCACCAGCCGACUCAGUGUCUUGGCGAGGUCGUUCUCCUCAUCAUCGGUGUCACGGCAGUUGGUGAAGCCUCCAAUCCAGGUUUUUGGAAUUGAGGGACGUUAUGCCACAGCUCUUUACUCAGCAGCUAGUAAACAGUCGUCACUCGACGCUGUGGAGAAGGAUCUCCUGAAGUUCCAGGGCCUAGCUAAGAGCGAUGCGAAACUCGCCGACUUCUUGAAGGACCCGUCAAUCAAACGCCGCGCCAAGGCCGAGGUUUUCAAGGCAAUUAGCUCUAAAUUGAGCCUGAACCCCGCCACAGGAAAUCUCCUGGUUCUCCUCGCCGAGAAUGGCCGUCUCGGAAUGAUGGGCCAGAUCGUCAAUGCUUUCAAGCAGAUCAUGGCAGCCAACAGGGGCGAGGUAAUCUGCGAAGUGAUCACCGCCAAGCCCCUGGACGCCGACACCAAAGGCAAACUCGAAUCGACCCUCAAACUCUUCCUCCAGAAGGGCCAAACUCUCCUGCUCACCACCAAGGUUAAUCCUGCCAUCAUCGGGGGAAUGCUCGUGUCCAUUGGCGACAAGUACGUCGACCUGAGCAUUUCCACCAAAGUCAAGAGAUACUCUGAUAUUAUUAGAAGUGCUGCAUAAAUCGUUGAAUCAGGGAUGAAGUGAUAAAACGAGAAUAAUCGACUUUAACUUUUUCAAGUAUUUCGAAAACUUCUGGAGAUGGCGGAAUUGAGUCCUAUAAUUUUGCCAUCUCUUUCAACAAAUGUCUGUUUCAUUUUAGAACAGAUCAGUUUUCGAAAAUUAAGAGAAAAUGAAGAGCUUCAAAAAAGUUCUUUAUAAAAGUUAACUUAAAGUUAACUUAAAGUCAACUUCUCAAUUUUCAGGGAAUAUUUUGGAUCUAAUGAAGAAAUUAAUGAAAGACCUUUUUUGAAGCUCCAAAUAUGUUCUACAAACAUGUCCAAGGAAUCACAAGCCAAUGGAAUGUCGAUAGUUUCAGUUCUACCAUUUCAUUCCCGAAACGACUAGAAAAUUUGUUCACAACUCGAGAAAAAAUAAAUCAUCAUUGAAAUGUAGUACCACCCGUGUUGUAUGGAAUACCGUAUAAAUAAAAAUGCCAGAUACACUAUU
This is a messenger RNA of Diachasma alloeum, 1329 nucleotides long. RefSeq names its product ATP synthase subunit O, mitochondrial (gene ATPsynO). The coding region runs from base 211 to 843 and encodes 210 amino acids. NCBI's taxonomy places the organism in Eukaryota, Metazoa, Arthropoda, Insecta, Hymenoptera, Braconidae. The transcript has 4 exons. Gene Ontology annotation, biological process: proton motive force-driven mitochondrial ATP synthesis. Gene Ontology annotation, molecular function: proton-transporting ATP synthase activity, rotational mechanism. The record is from RefSeq and is a predicted model, not a curated record.